AACUAUACAUGCCAUAAUGUGAAGCAAGAGAGAAAACCAGUUCUUGUACAGAAGCUGAGGAUGGCUUGCCUCGAAAGGGCUUCGCCGGCAUUGAAGGAGGUCUUGCGCAAAUUGCACCGUGCUGAAAUCCCAAUGGAGAUUGAUCAUCAUAUACAUGAAUUUGGAUCUGUCCAAUACCAUAUCCAGGCUUCUCAAUCAGAUCCUCAUAAUGUCUACUUGUCAGUAUCAACCCCAGUACUAUCAAAAGGGAUCUUGCUCUGUGAUGGACUUCCACCUAGGACUUUACAGACUGUACAAAGAACUCAUCCUACCAUUAUUGAAGUCGUAGAACCCCCUAAAGGAGGAUAUCAACUUACUCUAAAACUCAAGUUUGAUAAGAUUCCACCACAUGGCAAAGGUUUGGUACUUCUCAUGGCACUGAGUUCUGCUCACUGUUGAUUAGUUGUAGCAUAAUGAAUGCACUUCAUAGUA
Molecule: messenger RNA, 471 nt
Organism: Macadamia integrifolia
Lineage: Eukaryota; Viridiplantae; Streptophyta; Magnoliopsida; Proteales; Proteaceae
Product: actin-related protein 2/3 complex subunit 2B-like
Exons: 3
Coding region: 61-438 (125 amino acids)
Biological process (GO): actin filament polymerization; Arp2/3 complex-mediated actin nucleation
Cellular component (GO): Arp2/3 protein complex; actin cytoskeleton
Molecular function (GO): structural constituent of cytoskeleton; actin filament binding
Source: RefSeq, a predicted model, not a curated record